UAUUUAAAGCCCUACGUACUUGUUGAGUUAAUUAUCAAGAUCUAAUAGAAAUAUUUAAUUUUUAAUUUCAAUUAUCUAGUUGAACCGUCUUGCCACUUUUGUAUCUUUAUGAAUGAAUAUUACAUUAAUUUUUGGCAAGUUUGUACAUCCAGUGUUUUCAGGAUUACAAGAAUUGCGAUAUGCCUAAUUUUCCUAGCGAUAUUCCUGCUUAUGGUGGCCUAUGGGACCCUCACCAUUGCCUUGGAGGACAAAAUCCCCCUCUAAGUGGGUACCCUGACAUUUUUUCAGCAUUUAAUUCAGAAUUAGUUUGGCAACGACAGCAGUGUGGAGGUUUCGUGGGUAAUCGUGUGAAUAGAAAUGGUACAAAUAACAAUUCUACAAAUUCUACUAAAAAACCGAGACGAAGGGUGGCAACGGUGGCUCAAAGAAGGGCUGCUAAUAUUCGAGAACGUAGGAGGAUGUUCAAUUUGAACGAGGCUUUCGAUAAAUUAAGACGAAAAGUUCCAACUUUUGCGUACGAAAAACGCCUUUCUAGAAUUGAAACAUUACGUUUGGCAAUAACAUACAUUAGUUUUAUGACUGAACUUUUGCACGGGACUGUACCCGAUCAUAAGAACGCAGAACUUUAUGCGCAGAGGGAUUAUAUUUCGUACGGCUUGCUGAAUUAAAAAGAUAUAAACCAUAUACGGUAAAAAGAUGUCAGAAAACUAUAUAACAUGUUUUUUUUACUAUUUUUUUGGUAUAUGUAGACUUUAUAGCCAAUAAUGCUUGUAU
This is a messenger RNA of Agrilus planipennis (emerald ash borer), 774 nucleotides long. Its product is annotated as protein Fer3-like. Lineage: Eukaryota; Metazoa; Arthropoda; Insecta; Coleoptera; Buprestidae. Gene Ontology annotation, molecular function: RNA polymerase II transcription regulatory region sequence-specific DNA binding; protein dimerization activity; DNA-binding transcription factor activity, RNA polymerase II-specific. The record is from RefSeq and is a predicted model, not a curated record. Gene Ontology annotation, biological process: developmental process; regulation of transcription by RNA polymerase II. The transcript is spliced from 3 exons. The coding region runs from base 180 to 668 and encodes 162 amino acids.